Messenger RNA from Diaporthe amygdali, 3843 nucleotides. RefSeq lists its product as uncharacterized. NCBI's taxonomy places the organism in Eukaryota, Fungi, Ascomycota, Sordariomycetes, Diaporthales, Diaporthaceae. Gene Ontology annotation, biological process: arachidonate metabolic process. The coding region runs from base 1 to 3843 and encodes 1280 amino acids. Gene Ontology annotation, cellular component: membrane. The transcript is spliced from 4 exons. The record is from RefSeq and is a predicted model, not a curated record.
AUGACGGACCGCCAAGGCAAUGGUCUUUGUCUCCUCUGCCUCGACGGCGGAGGCGUCCGUGGCCUGUCAUCGCUCUACAUACUCAAAUACCUGAUGGAAGCAAUUAACCCCGAGCAUCCCCCUAGGCCAUGCGAUGUGUUCGAUAUGAUCGGAGGCACUUCAACUGGAGGACUAAUCGCACUGAUGCUUGGUCGCCUCGAGAUGAGCGUAGAUGAUUGUAUAAAAGUGUACAGUUCCAUGUCAACAAAUAUUUUCCAGAAGACAGGCCAUCGUUUCAGUAUCAAAGGAAAAUCUCGAGGUCGAUUUAACCACACUGCCAUCGAGAUGGCAGUGAAAGACAUUUUGCGGCAAAAGGGAUUGCCAGAUGACACUCUAUUAUAUGAUACAGACGUGGCUGCUUGCAAGACCUACCGAUCAAAACGUGGUGGAGAUCUCCUGGCAGUCACCAAGAUUUGGCAGGCUGCACGAGCCACUUCAGCGGCGACCACCUUCUUCGAGCCCAUCGAGUUCGGUGACGAAGAGUUCGUGGAUGGCGCGACUGGGGCGAACAAUCCCAUCUCAGAGCUUUGGAGCGAAGCCACCGAAUGUUUGGGGAAUAAGGAUGGGCCUUGCCACUUGGAAGACGAAGUCCGAUGCGUGAUUUCGAUAGGCACAGGCGUCCCUUCCUUGACUCCCUUUGGCGACAACCUGAUCCAGCUUGGAAAAAGUCUGAUUAAGAUAUGCACGGAUACGGAGGCGAAGGCUGAUGAUUUCGCACGUCACCAUCCUCAGUUACGCAGGCAAGGGCAAUACUUUCGAUUCAACGUUGAUCAUGGCUUGGAGGCGGUGGGCUUGGAAGAAACUCAAAAAGUUAAGGAGAUCAUCAGCGCAACCCAGCUCGGGGCAAAUUAUGAUACUGCACAGAGCCUCGCUGACGAUCGUUGGCUGAGGAACUACAUUCGUCAGACUGAACAACUUGACAAAAAGUUCAAUGUUUCUCCGUCAUCAGAAACCCUAGCUUGGUUCACUAAUACGAUGCCUUAUAAGAAGUGGUUGCUGAAUGCAGGAUGCAUUUAUUACCCUUUCUCAGUCGAUACUCACACAGGCUAUGGCAACUGGCUUGUGAACGCCAUGCCUGCCUCUUGGGUGACUUUUCCACCCCCGGAGCUCAAUUCCCAAAUCAUAAUGACAUACGUCAACUGUCAAGGAAUCGUGGACUGCAGCAGCGCGGACGUGAUCAGAAGUGUUGUCUCCCAGGUGAUGACUUUCACUUAUGACUCGAAGACGGAAUGGUUUAAUGCAAUGGCCCAAGUAAGCCGGCGGGAAAGGCGUCUCCUCGCGCGAGACAUCAAACAAGCUACCCUGUUGCAACUGCUGGAUGUCCUCAACUUCAUGGUUGAAUUUCACAGAUCGUCUGGGUCGGCAGCAUUGCUUUGCAUAGUGGACAAAGUGCACUGCCUGAAAGGAGACCAAGUUCGAGAGGAAUUCGUCCAGCUUCGUGUCAACUUACAGCGUAUGGGAACCCAUCUCCUUGUCACCGGCGAGCCCAGAUUGAGCUCCACGGGGCAGGGAUGGGGAGCCAGCGAUUUCGCCUGCGUGGAUGAGAAAACUGAAUACCGAGAGUGCCUUGAGGCUCUGAAGUUCGACAACAUGUUCACGCGAAGAAACCAUGUCUCUGCGGCCAUUACGGGCACAAACAGAUGGUUCCUGACACACCAGGAGUUUCUGUCGUGGAGAAAGCUCUCGUCUGGCCUUCUCUGGAUUCAGGGCAAGCCAGGUUCAGGAAAAUCGGUGCUGGCGAAAUCGAUACUGGCAUCGGAGACGGUGACUGCUCCAUCUUCCGACCGACCUCUCGUUGCCAGUUGGUUCUAUAGCAAACGCGGUGGUGCAGAUGGCAUGUCACAUUCCUCGAUGAUGCGGUCCAUCGCGUACCAGUUGCUGGAUCUCUGUCCACAUUUGUUCCCAGCAUUCGCGCUGGCAUACCGCCAACAAGGGAUGUCUUGGGAUGCGUUCGCUAGCCUGUUGACGCCCCAAAAAGAAAAAGCUAACCCGAGGAUAAUCUGUCUCUUGGAUGGCCUUGACGAAAGCGAGGGCCGAGAUGAUGUGAUUGGAAAGAGGAUCCUACAAUCUCUCGCAGAUCUAUCGGAAAAGCCUGGGUCCCGCCUCAGAGUGCUUGUGUUGAGCCGCCCUUAUAGCACCAUCCAUAACGUUUAUGGUACUUACGAUAUCCUCUUGGAAGCAGAGAACCAAAGUGACAUCGAGAAAAUAAUCGUUGAGGGGGUCAAAUCUCUGGCACACGAUAUGUCGCGAUCACACGAAAGCAACUACAGCUCCUUUGCCCUUCGGCGUCGAGCAAAACUCGAGGGCGAGAACCCGAGCGACGUGGCUGCCUUGAGCAACGAGGAAAUACAUGCCGAGAUGGACGCCAUCCAUGAUUACCUAGCCAAGAAUGCUCGAGGUGUGACUCUCUGGGUUACCCUUUGCAUCAAUCAAAUUAGUCGCCUCCUAAGCAGAGGGCCUUUCACCUGGGCGUCGAUCCGCUACGCGUUGUUGGAACUACCGCUGGAACUGGAUCAGAUGUACGCGACAAUAAUUGGAGAUUUAAAUUCCGAGUGCGAAACAGAACAUCGGAAGAUGGCCAGGAAGGUGCUUGCCUGGGUGAUAACAGCGAGUACCAAGCGUCCUCUUCUCAUUCGAGAAAUGCUAGAUGCGAUUUCGAUACCAGAAGACACGAUUACGACAACCGGAGAUUCUGACCCAAUCCAAUCCAACCGACCCAUCUUCACUUCGUGUGAAGUCUUUUGUCGGUCGAUCAAUGAGAUAUGCGGGCCACUAAUAGAGUUUGUCAACCCCUCAGAGGCAGGGUCGUUUCAAUACAAUCGACAGAGCAGAGUUACAAUGGGCUCGGUUGUUCAGCUUGUCCACCAGACAGCGAAAGACUUUCUGGAGACCGGCCUUGGAACUUCAUACAGCUUCGAACCCGGCGAGGCCUCACGGAUGGUCAACCACCAAGCAAGCCUUUAUCUGAACCUUGCCAUUCCACUCAAGUCGGCGGCAUAUGCCCCAUUCCUGACCGACAUUACGGACGACUGGAAGCUGUCUGUUCUGAAGACUCUUGAGUACCUCAACGACAAGACCCUGCUCUCAUUCGUCCUAUCUCACUGUGUCUUCGACAAGCACUACAAUAUGAUAGCAGAAUUAUCUGAUAGGAAGCGAUGGCGAAUGUCCGCAUUCUACCAGCACAUGGUCUACGGUGAUGUGGAGGGUGAGGGUGUGGUGGAUGAAACUGUAGUAGGCCUAUUAUUCCGAUUGGGGUGCAAUUUGGGUCUGGACAUUGCAGUGGAGAAUUUGCUGCACCUCACCUCACUUCGUCCGGGAUGGUGGAAGACUCAUCUGGAUGUAGUCCGGACAGCAACUCGCUUCUCAGCAGAAGGAGUCGCGGAUGACCUCAACUACAUACUGACUCGGCGGCGAGACGAGCUCAACGGGCCGACAGGAGAGUAUGGGAUGCUGGGCCCGGUGCGGCAUUCGCGUUCAGCCUACAGCCGUGAAUACUCCCGUGGAUCGUCUGUCAUUUCUGAUCUUACUUAUGCGAGGUCACCAGGGCGUCCAGAGUCAGUGAGAGACUCGCGGCAUUCGCUUCCCGGGAACACACAAAGAUACAGUCGGAACCAUGAAGUGAUAGCACUGCCUCGCAACAAGGACUUGGACCAGGUCAGGAGGGCAAUUAGCCGUGUCAUUCUCUAUCUUUCCGGAAACAGUCAGCCGCUGGAGUUGAACCGCGGGAGCGAGACGAGUGCUAUAUUCCAGCCCCGCCCCUCGCGCAUUUCGCAGCUUCACAAUCGUUUCACCCGGAUUCAAUAG